CAUCUGAACUGAUGUCACAGCAUCAUGCAGCAGGUCAAACAAGGCAUCUCCUAGUAUUGCAUCCUACAGAUGUGCCGUAAACAUCAAAAGAGGACAGUGGGAGCAGGAGAUGGUAUUCAAUAUGUAAGCAGACACAGGGAUUAUGCAUCCAUUCUCAGUGGACAAAAGAUCAUGAGGAGUCUUCCCAGCUGUUUUGGAAAGAAGUAAGGUUUAGACUUCUCCAUGCUAACCAUGAGUGUGACACUUUCCCCCCUGAGGUCACAGGACUUGGACCCCAUGGCUACUGAUGCUUCCCCCAUGGCCAUCAACCUGACACCCACUGUGGAGCAGGGAGUAGGAGAAGAGGUGAUAAAGGACAUGGAUCCUGACCAGCAGUAUGAAAAACCACCGCCGCUGCACACAGGGGCUGACUGGAAGAUUGUCCUCCACUUACCUGAAAUUGAGACCUGGCUCCGGAUGACCUCUGAGAGGGUCCGGGACCUAACCUAUUCCGUCCAGCAGGACUCAGACAGCAAGCAUGUGGACGUACAUCUAGUUCAACUAAAGGACAUCUGUGAAGAUAUUUCUGAUCAUGUUGAGCAAAUCCACGCCCUCCUCGAAACGGAGUUCUCCCUAAAGCUGCUGUCGUACUCCGUCAACGUGAUCGUGGACAUCCACGCGGUGCAGCUCCUCUGGCACCAGCUCCGGGUCUCCGUACUGGUUCUACGGGAGCGCAUUCUGCAGGGUCUGCAGGACGCCAAUGGGAACUACACCAGGCAGACAGACAUUCUGCAAGCUUUCUCUGAAGAGACAAAGGAGGGUCGGCUUGAUUCUCUAACGGAAGUGGAUGACUCAGGACAGUUAACUAUCAAAUGCUCUCAAAAUUACUUGUCUCUGGAUUGUGGUAUUACUGCUUUUGAACUGUCUGACUACAGUCCAAGUGAGGAUUUGCUCAGUGGCCUGGGUGACAUGACCUCUAGCCAGGUCAAAACCAAACCAUUUGACUCUUGGAGCUACAGUGAGAUGGAAAAAGAAUUCCCUGAGCUUAUCCGAAGUGUUGGGUUACUUACGGUGGCUACUGACCCCAUCCCUUCCAACUGCAGCGAAACAGUUAGUGAAAAAGAGUCUCAAGUAUCUAUUUCAGCAGAUCACAAAGGUAGAUGUAAGGAAAAGAACACUUCCACGGCUGAUGAGCUCCCAAGCUUAACCCCAGGCACGUCAUCUUCAGAGGAAGCUCAGACAAACGCUGUUGAACUUCCUUCUGAGACCACGAAGCAAGAAUCCAAUUCCUCCUCCCACCUUGGCUCAAAGAACCAACAGCCUCUUCCUUGUGAAAAUACAAUCCCCAAGCGAACCAUCAGAGACUGCUUUAAUUAUAAUGAGGACUCUCCCACGCAGCCCACCGUGCCAAAAAGAGGGCUUUUCCUUAAUGAGGAAACUUUUAAGAAUGAUCUGAAAGGCAAGGAUGGAAAGAAGCAGAUGGUUGAUCUGAAGCCCGAGAUGAGUAGAAGCACCCCUUCCCUGGUGGAUCCUCCAGACAGAUCCAAGCUUUGCCUGGUGUUGCAGUCUUCCUACCCAAACAGCCCUUCUGCUGCCAGUCAGUCAUAUGAAUGUUUGCACAAGGUGGGUGAUGGGAAUCUUGAAAACACAGUCGAAAGUCACAUUAAGGAAAUCUCUUCCAGCCUGGGAAGGCUUAUCGACUGCCGUAAAGAGAAACCUCGACUUAAAAAGCCACAGGAGACCCCAGAAGAGGUACCUCCUUGCCGAACACCUAAACGGGGAACUGGUUCAGGCAAGCAAGCUGAAAAUACAGGGAACUCAGUAGCACAGAAUGGAAUUCCUUCUUGUACUUCCAAGGCCGUAGAGGGGCCAGAAACAGAUUCAGCUUCCACGUCCUCCCGUGAGCUCUGUAAUCAGAGAAGUUGGAAUGCCAAAUUGCCAGUGAAGACAGAAACAUCCAGUUCACCACCUUUGAGUGAGUCAUCUAUUGGCUCAGACCCCAUCAUGUCUCCAUUACCCCUUCUUUCAAAACACAAAAGCCAAAAAGGUUACUCCUCCUCCCCAAGUCACGUCACCAGAAAUGGUCAGGUCGUGGAGGCCUGGUAUGGCUCUGAUGAAUACCUAGCGCUGCCCUCUCACCUUAAGCAGACAGAAGUAUUAGCAUUGAAGUUGGAAAACUUAACAAAGCUUCUGCCUCAGAAACCCAGAGGAGAAACCAUUCAGAAUAUCGAUGACUGGGAACUGUCUGAAAUGAAUUCAGAUUCUGAGAUCUAUCCAACUUACCACGUCAAAAAGAAGCACUCCAGGCUAGGCAGGGUGUCUCCAAGCUCAUCCAGUGACAUAGCCUCUUCGCUGGGGGAGAGCAUUGAAUCUGGGCCCCUGAGUGACAUUCUUUCUGAUGAGGAGUUGUGCAUGCCUCUCUUUGGUAUGAAAAAAUACAUUGAUGAGAAGUCAGAGCGGGCUUCAUCCUCAGAAAAAAAUGAGAGCCAUUCUGUUACGAAAUCAGCUUUAAUUCAGAAACUGAUGCAAGAUAUCCAACACCAAGAUAACUAUGAAGCCAUAUGGGAAAAAAUAGAGGGGUUUGUAAACAAGCUGGAUGAAUUUAUUCAAUGGUUAAAUGAAGCCAUGGAAACUACUGAGAAUUGGACUCCCCCUAAAGCAGAGAUGGAUGCCCUAAAACUGUACCUGGAAACACACUUGAGUUUUAAGUUGAAUGUAGACAGUCAUUGUGCUCUCAAGGAAGCUGUGGAGGAGGAAGGACACCAACUUCUUGAGCUUAUUGCAUCUCAUAAAGCAGAAGGACUGAAGGACAUGCUGCGGAUGAUUGCAAGUCAGUGGAAGGAGCUGCAGAGACAAAUCAAACGGCAACACAGCUGGAUUCUCAGGGCUCUGGAUACCAUCAAAGCUGAGAUACUGGCUACUGAUGUGUCUGUGGAGGAUGAGGAAGGGACUGGAAGCCCCAAGGCUGAGGUUCAACUAUGCUACCUGGAAGCACAAAGAGAUGCUGUUGAGCAGAUGUCCCUCAAGCUGUACAGUGAGCAGUACACUAGCAGCAGCAAGAGAAAAGAAGAGUUUGCUGAUAUGUCAAAAGUUCACUCAGUGGGAAGUAAUGGGCUUCUGGACUUUGAUUCAGAAUAUCAGGAGCUCUGGGAUUGGCUGAUUGACAUGGAGUCCCUUGUGAUGGACAGCCACGACCUGAUGAUGUCAGAAGAGCAGCAGCAGCAACUUUACAAGCGAUACAGUGUGGAAAUGUCCAUCAGGCACCUGAAAAAGAAGGAGCUGCUUAGUAAGGUUGAAGCUUUGAAGAAAGGUGGCGUUUCACUACCAAAUGAUCUCCUUGAAAAAGUGGAUUCAAUUAAUGAAAAAUGGGAACUGCUUGGGAAAACCCUAGGAGAGAAGAUCCAGGACACAAUAGCAGGGCACAGUGGGUCGAGUCCACGUGACCUGCUGUCUCCUGAAAGCGGAAGCCUGGUAAGGCAGCUGGAGGUCAGGAUCAAAGAACUGAAAGGGUGGCUAAGAGAUACAGAGCUUUUCAUCUUCAAUUCCUGCCUAAGACAAGAAAAGGAAGGAACAAUGAAUGCUGAGAAACAACUGCAAUACUUUAAGUCCCUCUGCUGUGAAAUCAAGCAGCGACGUCGUGGAGUGGCCUCCAUUCUGCGGUUAUGCCAGCAUCUUCUGGAUGACCGGGAGACCUGCAAUCUAAACGCAGACCACCAGCCCAUGCAGCUGAUCAUUGUAAAUCUUGAAAGAAGGUGGGAAGCUAUUGUCAUGCAAGGUGUCCAGUGGCAAACACGGCUACAAAAGAAGUUGGGAAAAGAGUCUGAGACUUUGAAUGUGAUUGAUCCUGGCUUGAUGGACCUAAGCGGGAUGAGUGAGGAUGCCCUGGAAUGGGAUGAAACUGACAUAAGUAACAAAUUAAUUAGUUUGAAUGAAGAACCAAAUGACCUUGAUGAAGAUCACCAACCUGUCAUGCCUUCCUUGAAGCCUGAUGAUACAGGUAGUGAGGACCCUGGUUAUGAAGAGGAGGCAGGUGAUCAUGGAGGAUCUCAGUAUACCUCUAGUGUUACUGCCCCCUCCAGUCCACACAUUUACCAAGUUUAUAGCCUCCACAAUGUGGAACUCUAUGAGGACAACCACAUGCCAUUUCUGAGAAAUAAUCCAAAAUACCCGAGCCUGACACAGCCUAGUGUUUUAACUAAGAGUCUAAGUAAAGACUCUUCCUUUUCAUCUACCAAAUCUUUGCCAGAUCUUCUAGGGGGGACCAAUCUGGCAAAGUCCUGCCCAUGCCAUGGAGGAGACAUGAGUCAGAAUUCAGGCAGUGAGAGUGGAAUUGUCAGUGAAGGAGACACUGAAACCACUACCAACUCUGAAAUGUGCUUACUCAAUGCAGUGGAUGGGUCCCCAAGUAACCCUGAAACCGAACAUCUGGACCCACAAAUGGGAGAUGCCGUUAACGUGUUAAAGCAAAAAUUUAAAGAUGAGGAGGAGCACAUUAAACUUCUAAAUAGCUCUCAGUCAUCCAUUUCACCAGUGGGUUGUGUAAACGGAAAAGUUGGAGAUUUAAACAGUGUUACCAAACAUACCCCUGAUUGUUUGGGAGAAGAAUUACAAGGAAAACAUGAUGUGUUUACAUUUUAUGAUUACUCGUACCUCCAAGGCUCAAAACUCAAAUUACCAAUGAUAAUGAAACAGUCACAAAGUGAAAAAGCACAUGUGGAAGAUCCCCUGCUUCAUGCUUUUUAUUUUGAUAAAAAAUCCUGCAAAUCUAAACAUCAGGCUACAGAGUUACAACCAGAUGCACCUCCCCAUGAAAGGAUUUUGGCAAGUACAUCCCAUGAAAUGGAUCACAAUUCAUAUAAAAGUGGUGAUAUAGAGAAGACAUUCACUGGCAUGCAGAAUGCCAAACAGCUCUCCCUUUUAUCUCAUAGCUCAUCUAUUGAAUCUGUUUCUCCAGGGGGUGAUUUAUUUGGAUUGGGCAUCUUUAAAAAUGGCAGUGACAGCCUCCAGCGAAGCACUUCUUUAGAAAGUUGGUUGACAUCCUAUAAAAGCAAUGAAGAUCUUUUUAGCUGUCACAGCUCUGGGGACAUAAGUGUGAGCAGUGGCUCAGUUGGUGAACUGAGUAAAAGGACAUUAGAUCUCCUGAACCGUUUGGAGAAUAUCCAGAGCCCCUCAGAGCAAAAGAUAAAGCGAAGUGUUUCCGAUAUCACUCUCCAAAGCAGUUCCCAAAAGAUGUCCCUUACUGGUCAGCUCUCACUGGACAGAGCAUCUUCAAUCAAUGAAGACUCGGCAGCAUCUCUUACAGAACUCAGCAGCAGUGAUGAGCUCUCUCUUUGCUCAGAAGACAUUGUCUUACACAAGAACAAGAUCCCGGAAUCGAAUGCAUCAUUCAGAAAGCGCCUGACUCGUUCGGUGGCUGAUGAAAGUGAUGUCAAUGUCAGCAUGAUUGUUAAUGUCUCUUGUACCUCUGCUUGCACUGAUGAUGAAGAUGACAGUGACCUCCUCUCCAGCUCCACACUCACCUUGACGGAAGAGGAGCUGUGCAUCAAAGAUGAGGAUGAUGACUCCAGUAUUGCAACAGAUGAUGAAAUUUAUGAAGAAAGCAACUUGAUGUCAGGGCUGGACUAUAUAAAGAAUGAACUGCAGACCUGGAUUAGGCCAAAGUUAUCCUUGACAAGAGAUAAGAAAAGGUGCAACCUCAGUGAUGAAAUAAAAGGCAGUAAAGAUGUAAGCAGUGGUGAGAUGACCAAUCCCUCUGAAGCCCUGAACAUUGAGGCCCUUCUAAAUGGCUCCAUAAAAUGUCUCUCUGAAAAUAAUGGAAAUGGUAAAAAUUCAUCCCAUACCCAUGAGUUAGGGACAAAGGGUGAAAAUAAGAGAAAUAUUUUCAAAGUUAAUAAAGAUCCAUGUAUGGCUGACAUGGAGAAUGGCAAUAUUGAAAGUACUCUAGAAAGGCAGAAGGACAAACUGGAUGUGAUUUCAAAGGUCUCAGAAAAUCUUGGUCCGGUUGGGAAAAAUAUUUCAGAGACUGAGCAUUGUAAGUGUAAAGCAUUCAUAGAAAGCACAGAUGAUUCAAAUAUUGCCGGAAAGGAAUUUGUUCCACAAAGAGUUAGGUAUUUUCCAAAGAAAUGUCAGAAUCACCACCAUUUUGAAAAUCAAAGUGUUGAUUCUACUCCCACUGAAAAGUCUUGCCCAGAACUCCCUUCAGAAACCAGAGUUAUCAAUAGGAAAGACUCUGAUAUACUGAAGUCAUCUAAUGACACACCGAGUAUGGCUGGAAAAUCUGUUGGUUACAGCCUAGCAUUUGAAGAAAAUGAAGCAGAGGAAAAUGCUGCUAUCAGCGACCGCAUUUCCUGUUGCAACUGUGAGCCAGAUGUUUUCCAUCAAAAAGAUGCUGAAGAUUGCUCUGUACACAACUUUGUUAAGGAAAUCAUUGAUAUGGCUUCAACUGCCCUAAAAAGUAAAUCUCAACCUGAAAAUGAGGUGGCUACUUCUUCAUUAACUCAAAUCAAGGAGAAGGUGUUGGAACAUUCUCACCGGCCCAUCCAACUGAGAAAAGGGGACUUUUAUUCCUACUUAUCCCUCUCAUCUCAUGACAGUGACUGUGGGGAGGUCACCAGUUACAUAGAAGAGAAGAGCAACACCCCAUUGCCACUGGACACGACUGACUCUGGCUUAGAUGACAGAGAAGACAUUGAAUGCUUCUUUGAGGCCUGUGUUGAUGAUGACCCUGAUGGAGAGGAGCCCUGUUUCUCUAGUACUCCUCCAAGUGAACCUGCAAUUCCCAAUGAAGCUGCUAUGCCACUCCAAGCAACGAGCUCUGCUAGGUUCAGUGGUAUUUCACUCUUAGCUAUUGAUGCAGGUAUGGUGGCUUUUCCAAGUCCUCCACUGCAGAAAGUAUAUGAUGCUGGAAAGGAAGUGCAUGGUUUACCCCAAACUUCCAAUGGCUGCUUAGAAAGCUCAGAAUUAACUACUCCUUCAAGGCCAAGCAGUGAAAAGGAGAGUUCAGAGAAUCCAAGUGAAUCUGGAAUGCCGGAAGAAUGUAAUGCUGCUUCAGCCAAAUCUAUAGUUCCAGGCCUUUCCUCAAAGUCAAAGCAGCCAAAACAAAAGGCAGCAUUGCCUCUCAACCCCAAAACUUUAGCUUGUGAAGAAAAUCUUCUAAACCUUCACAAAGAACAACACAGAAAUAUGCAUAGGUAGAAUGUAACCCUUCCCAAGCAUGAAAAUCAUCUUAUUGAAAGAAAAGCCUGGCUGCAACUCAGGGGUGGCGUCAUACUUCUGCCCUGGGCUGGUCACUGGUUCCAUCAUGUCACUGCCGUUUGUUACAUUGAGCUCUUCUGAAUGCGGUUUGUCCACAUGAGUCUUGUGGUCUGGAUGUGUGCACUGGUUCUCUUUAGGCGAUCGUCUUUGAAGUUCAGCAAAGCUGCUUGUUCUCCAUGGAUUCCUGCCCCAAGCUACCUCUACCAACCCUCUCUCUUCCCGAGACUUUUCUUUUUGCCUCUUCCCUUCCUGAUCUGCUCUUUAAAGUUCUGCAGUUCACCAAAUUUAUGGGCCAUUAAAUUCCCCUGUCUGGAAUGACCCCUGCCAUACUUGACCAAUCUCAUGUUUCAAUCUGAAUUUUUUUUCAAGGUAGGAUGCCUAUGUUGAUUGAAAGAGGUUUACCUAAAAAAGCCAAAUUUAAUUUGGUUGUAGCAUAGAGAAGAAAUACUGGUCCUUCUUUCAAAAUUAAGCAACUUUUAGAAGCACCAUUAUAUUUAUUUCAUUAAAAAAUAAUAAUCUAUGCAGCACUUCAAGAAACAACUAUAUAGUGUUGUAUAUUAUAAACUGGUGACAUUCUACUGUUGAAUUAUGUACAACAUUUUUUGUUUUUUAUGCUUCUUGAGGUGGUAAUGAGAAAAAAGUUUUUUUAAAAAAAGUGUGCCUUGCUGUAUUUCUUAUACCAUUUAUUAAAAAGCUGCUUUCAUGGUAAAAAUAUGUUGGCUUGAAAGGAGGAAAUGGCAAGGUUAAGAUGUGUGAAUAAUUUCUGUAUAUAUGUAUAACCAAGUACAAACAUUGAUGUAUAAUGACAGUAUAAAAUGCUUUCAUGUUUGUGAUGUCUAGUGAUGUGGAAAAUAUAAGCCUUAAAUCCAUUAGAUUGCAUGGUAAUUAAAAUUGGCAUAAUAAACAUAGUUUAUUGGGGGAAAGUGAAAUUACUAAUUUCUUCUACCUGUGUUCUUUACCAAAUUGUUGCAUUUGGUUCUGGGAAAAUAUUAACAUGUAGCAGCAUCCAAAAUGUCUAUAUUGCAUAAGUGGCUUAAGAUUACUUAAAGUAGAGACUGGAUAUGACAUUUUUCAAAGUCUUUUUGUUCACUAUGAAGAACUUGAAACAGCAAAUGAUUAAAUCCCAGUUCCCCUAAACCAAUAAAAAUUUAUACUGUAUUUUUAUUUCUUCUUAUCAUUAAUAGUUUAAUGUUGGAUUUCAGGAUACUCUAUAUGUUAUAUUUAUUUUACCAAAUUCUUUUGAAUGAGUUUGAUAGAGGGUAGGUAGGUGUAGAAAAUUCGACUAAUACUUAGAUAUAGAUUGUAGAUUUCAGGUGUAUUUAUUUUGUGUAAAAGAAAUUAGCUAAGAAAUAUUCCAUUUUGUCAUUAUUGACACUUGUUAAAUCCAGUAUUUAACCUAUAUCCUAAUGCCUACUAAAGUGCCUGACACACAGUAGGUGUUUAGUAAAUAUUUGCUGACUUGAAAUAUUGAAUUAGGUAACAUGAAUGAAUGGCAUCUGUCUCUUCAUUUUGGGACACAGACACACAACUAGUAAAAAGGUAUAAUGCAAUAUAAAACCACACAUGAUAUAUAAUCAAUCUAUAUCAAAAUUUUAAAAAAGAGGAAGGACUGUAUAGAUUCUUCUAGUCUCAGGAAUGAUAAUCCCUCGCUUAAGAAAUAGUUCAUAAACACUUUGAAUGUGCAAGGCAGUGUUGUAGAUGGCAGGUAUUCCAUGGUGAACAAAGAGACAAAGGCCCAGUCCCCAGGGGAGGGACAUCAGGGAUGAAGUGAACAUACAAGUGAGAUGCAGUAGUUGUCCUGGAGGUGAGGAAGAGAAAAAACAUGGUAAAAAGAGGUACAGAGAAGCAGCACUGAGGGACAAAGAGGAAGUGAAAGGGUUAGGAGAGAGCAGAAAGUUGGACAAUAGGAAAUUAGUGAAGCUUUAUUGUAGAGGUAAUAGGAAAUAAGGUAAUUUGGGAGGAACUGACAGGUGCUUUAAAAAGUUGAGCUGGAGCUUUUGUAUGUUAUAUAUGUUCAAAAAAGAACCUUUAUAGAAUCUUUGUUUUUACCUGGUGUAAUUGUUAGAACUUUAUUAGUACCACAUCCAAGAACAUUUAAAAAAUACUUAUCUAUAAUUGUACCACUUAAUAGCUAUUUAUAUUUUUAUAAAAUCCUUUUCCAUACAUACUUCUAGAUGGAGGACUCAUUUGAGGUUCUGGAAUAGGUAGUGAUUUGUUGAAAAGGAGUUUUAGGCAGAUAUCUAGUUGCAAUGUUCAGAGGAUUACAGGGAGAAGAGAUUAGAGAUAAAAGCCUAGUUAGGAGGCAGCUGUAGAUCAAUGAGCUAGGCUUGGUAUGAUAAUGGUGUGCACAUGUAGUGGCCUUGGAUUUAGAGAGAGACCAAAUCUUAUAGAGUUUUGAAAUACCUAAGAGCAUUCUGGACCUCUCUUAGGAUAUGACAUUGUUUUACAUGCUGUCAACCUCAAUUUUCCUAGGUAAUGACUAAAGCGGAGUCUAUAAAGUGGAGUCUAUUAGUAAAACAAUCAAAGAAUAAACAGACAAUGAUGUUCUUUUUACCUGUUAUACUAUUGCUGAGGACCUUGGGAUACCAAAAGUGUUUGUUAAUUAUUAUUGCUUAGCCUUAAUACCAACUUUGUAGAAUGACUUUAGGUUUUUGAAUAAUACCUUUUCAGACUGGAAGGGAUGGAAUAGUUUCAAUGUCUCACUCCACACAGGCUCUACUUCCUCAAUCACCCUUGAAAAUGGUCACAUUGUGCCCAGACACUUCCAGUGGCAGUGACUCAUUAUCUAUUAAGGCAAGCUGCUCCACAGUUGGGCAGGUCUCUUUAUUAGAAGGUUCUUUCAUAGGUUGCUAAAAUCUGAAUCCCUCUCCCCACUCUUUAACUUUUGCUCACUGGGCCUAGUACUGGCUUAAGGAGCAGCUUAAGUUCUAUUUCUACUCCCUCUUUCACAUGGCAACCCUGAGUAUAAAUGAGACCAGUUACUCAUUCACUCCCAACCACUGUGAUUUCUAUUCUCCAGUAUCCUCAGCUGCCCUGAAUAUGGCAUGGUUUUCAGAUCCAUUUCAGCCUGACCGAAUGUUAACCAAUAGAAGUGUUUGAAAUGGAGGAACUGUCUUCAUCAUCAUACAUGUGGAAAAAAUAUCAGAACAUUUAAGUGCUAAGUUUCCUCUAAAAAUAUAUUCAAGAUAUAUGCUUAUCCUAUUAUUGUAAGUUUCAAUAAAUAAAUAAAUAAUCCACAACUUCCUUCAGUGGCCCGGUCCAGUGCCUGAGUCAUCUUGAGUGUCUUCCUUACAUCAAAUCCAAACAUAACUUGUUCCAAUAUAAACCAUUUCCCAUUUGUUUAUGCUUUUAGUCAGCAGUUGUUCAACAAACAUUCAUUGAGUGACUACUUUGUGUGAGGCACUGUUUGGCUUCAGAAAUACAAAGGCAACUAAAAUGUGGUCUCUACCUCCAAAGGUUUUACAGGUUUUCUUGUGAAAAUGCCUUCAUGUGCUUAAAUAGGGUGAUCAUGAUUUUUCUCCAAAUUAAAUAAUUAUUCCAUUAA
Molecule: messenger RNA, 10777 nt
Organism: Choloepus didactylus (southern two-toed sloth)
Lineage: Eukaryota; Metazoa; Chordata; Mammalia; Pilosa; Megalonychidae
Gene: AKAP6
Product: A-kinase anchoring protein 6
Exons: 15
Coding region: 223-7173 (2316 amino acids)
Cellular component (GO): sarcoplasmic reticulum; perinuclear region of cytoplasm
Molecular function (GO): transmembrane transporter binding; protein kinase A binding
Source: RefSeq, a predicted model, not a curated record